AUGUCACGGUAUCGAGCCUACGACAAGGAUGGAGAUGACGUCCCCGUCAUCCAAGACGCGCGUGUCGGCGGCGCAGGCUACGCCGACGACUCUCCCCCAGCCGACGCCGACUUCGCAGCCAUUGAUCCGCAAAGCGGCGUCAAGCGAGGUCUCAAGACACGGCAUCUGAGCAUGAUGGCCCUGGCGGGCAUCAUCGGGCCGGGCCUCCUGAUCGGCGCCGGCGGUGCCCUCUCCAACGGCGGACCGGCCGCCCUACUCAUCGGGUUCGGCGUCAUCGGCAUCAUCGCCUUUAGCAUCAUGCAAAGCCUGGGCGAGCUGACCACGUUGUACCCGAGCGGUGGAGCCUUCACCGGGCUGGCGGAUCGUUUUGUCGACAAGGCUUUUGGCGUCGCUCUGGGCUGGAAUUAUUACAUUAUCUGGAUGUGUGUUUUGGCAAACGAGUAUAAUGUGCUGUCGAGCAUUUUCGUCUUUUGGAGCGACAAAGUGCCCUUGUGGGGUUACUUUUUGAUCUUUUGGACGCUGUUCCUCGGGUUCCAAUUACUGGGAGUUGAGGCAUUUGGAGAAGCCGAGUUCUGGUUGGCUUUAUUGAAGCUGAUUGGCUUGGUCGCCUAUUUUCUCUUCUCGAUCAUAUACGCCGCCGGCGGAAUCCCAGGCCAAGAAGCCCUCGGCUUCCGCUACUGGCGCGACCCCGGCGCCUUCACCGACGGCUUCCGCGGCACCGCAAAGGUCUUUGUCUUUUGCUCCACCUUUUACGCCGGCGUCGAGUCCGUCGCCGUCGCCGCCACCGAGACCAAGAACCCGCGCGUCGCCGUCCCGCUCGCGAUCCGCCAGGUCUUUUGGCGCAUCCUCUUCGUCUACAUGGGCUCCGCCUUCUUCUUCGGCCUCACCUGCCCGGCCAACGCCGACGAGCUCGUCAACGGGGGCUCCCGCGCCGUCAAGAGUCCCAUGACGGUCGCCAUCCAGAAUGCCGGCUGGGAAGGGGGCGUGCACUUGAUCAACGCCUUCAUCUUUGUCACGUGUCUGUCUGCGUGCAACUCGUCCAUCUACAUCGGAUCCCGCACCCUCCUGUACAUGGGCCAGGACAAGAAGGCGCCCGAGAUCCUGGGCAGGACGGAUAGCCGCGGCGUGCCCAUUCCGGCCAUUGUGUUUACCAAUUUGUGCGGUGCGCUAUCCAUGAUGAACAUUAGCACCGGCGCCAGCAAGGCGUAUUCUUACAUUGUCAAUCUCAGCGGCGUGUCGACGUUCCUCGUCUGGGGCUCCAUCUCCUUUAUCCACAUUCGGUUCCGGCAAGCGUGGAAGGCUCAGGGCCACACAGAGAGCUCGCUGCCGUUCGUUUCGUUGUGGUAUCCCUGGAAUGCCUACUUUGGCCUGGCGGCCAACAUUUUCUUGGCGGUUGUGCAGGGCUGGACCACCCUCGCACCAUUCGAUGCCGGAUCCUUUGUGGACGCUUACAUCUUGUUACCCCUGUUCCCAAUCAUCUGGUUCGGAUACAAAUUCUGGUUCAAGACACACUUCUGGAGGGUGGGCGAGAUGGAUCUGAUGUCUGGCCGUCGACGCGAUCUGGACGAGUCGCGGGAGAUUGAGACUGGAGAACACGACCUGGAAAGACUACCUUGGUGGAGGCGGUUGCUCAAGAGUUUUUAA
Messenger RNA from Colletotrichum orchidophilum, 1644 nucleotides. RefSeq names its product amino acid permease. Gene Ontology annotation, cellular component: membrane. Lineage: Eukaryota; Fungi; Ascomycota; Sordariomycetes; Glomerellales; Glomerellaceae. Gene Ontology annotation, biological process: amino acid transmembrane transport. The record is from RefSeq and is a predicted model, not a curated record. Gene Ontology annotation, molecular function: amino acid transmembrane transporter activity. The transcript is spliced from 3 exons. Bases 1 to 1644 code for a protein of 547 amino acids.